Corythoichthys intestinalis (scribbled pipefish) is the source of this 510-nucleotide messenger RNA. RefSeq names its product natriuretic peptide C-like (gene nppcl). Gene Ontology annotation, biological process: cGMP biosynthetic process; receptor guanylyl cyclase signaling pathway. Lineage: Eukaryota; Metazoa; Chordata; Actinopteri; Syngnathiformes; Syngnathidae. The transcript has 3 exons. The record is from RefSeq and is a predicted model, not a curated record. Gene Ontology annotation, molecular function: hormone activity. Gene Ontology annotation, cellular component: extracellular region. The coding region runs from base 1 to 510 and encodes 169 amino acids.
AUGUUGCUAUGUCCUGUGCUGCUCGGAGCCACUCUGCUCAUCCUGGCCCCCAUGGAGACCCCUGAGGCUCGCGCUCUUCAUCCUUCUGAUAACGCUCAGUUAAUGGAGGAGCUCCUGGAUCGCUAUAAUGACCUGCUGACCAUGGACGACCUGGAGAACCUUCUGAACAGCCCGGCGGAGGAGCAAUCCACCUUGUCCUCCGGGGCCAAAGUAUCAGAGUUUCCCGCUAAGUGGGCUGACGUUCAGCCAGAGACGCCUUGGCUCCGCCUCCUCCGUGGGGCCUUGGCUAAUCAGAAACCGGCGGAGGCGGAGCGUUCAAGGAGGGGGUGGAACCGAGGUUGCUUCGGGCUAAAAUUGGACCGGAUCGGGUCCAUGAGCGGGCUGGGAUGUCAGAAGGUCAGCGAGGGAGACCGAAGCGUAAACGAAACCGCGGCGGGCGUUGCUUGUGGGCACAAUGUGGAGGUGUCGCAUGAAAAUCGGGGGACCGUCGCACACCGUGUGCCGUCCUGA